Molecule: messenger RNA, 1114 nt
Organism: Coccinella septempunctata (seven-spotted ladybird)
Lineage: Eukaryota; Metazoa; Arthropoda; Insecta; Coleoptera; Coccinellidae
Product: tetra-peptide repeat homeobox protein 1-like
Exons: 5
Coding region: 299-991 (230 amino acids)
Source: RefSeq, a predicted model, not a curated record
CAAUAACACCGACACAAAAAAGAUGCACAUUAUACAAUAUACGUAUGCGUUUUGAUGCAUUUAAUCCGAAUUUGAGGCCCACAUGUUCCAUCUACUCGUUUUCUUCGUUUGAGAUUUUUCAGAACUGAUUAAUGGGACAAAAUGUUCGAAAUCCGAUCUACAUUCACAAGGGAUAGGAAUGUUGAAAUUAAAAUUCGCAAGCAAAAGAAUUACUUCAAAGGCAGACACCGUAUCAUCAUGAUAUAAAAGCCCAAGCAGCUAGCCUACCAUCAACAGUCGUUAAUUCACCUUCACAAAGAUGAAACUACAAGGUCUUGCGUUACUGCUACUAGCAGGUCUGGUUUUGGCAGAGAAGAAGGAAGAAUCUAAAACCGUCGAAGCUUCUGACAAGAAACAAAACAAAAGAGGUCUCUUCGACUUGGGUUACGGUGGUGGACAUGGAUUCGAUCUUGGUGGAAGUCAUGGUAUUGAAUUAGGAGGUCAUGGCUUGGACUUCGGCAGCAGCUAUGGAGGUGGUUAUGGAGGUGGCUAUGGAGGUGGCUAUGGAGGCGGCUAUGGAGAAUCCAAACAUAUUACCAUCACCAAGGAAGUACCAUAUCCUGUUCCCCAUCCUGUACCUUACCCAGUGGAGAAACAAGUACAUGUACCAUACCCCGUUAAAGUCCAUGUUCCAGUAGAUCGUCCAUACCCAGUACAUGUCCCAAAACCAUACCCAGUACCAGUCGAGAAACCAGUACCAUACCCAGUAGAGAAACCAGUACCAUACCCAGUUAAAGUACCAGUCAAGGUCCCAGUCAACGUACCAUACCCUGUAGCUGUGCCAAAGCCAUACCCAGUACCAGUACACAAACCAUACCCAGUGCCCGUUAAAGUUCCUUACAUCGUCGAGAAAAAAGUACCAGUCCUGAUCCAUGGUCAUGGAGGGUACGAUAGUAUCGACUCAGGUAGUUACGGCCAUGGUGGUUUCGACUUUGGAAGUUAUCAUCAUUGAAUAACGACUGAUUGAAAUAUUGUGCCUGUUAAACUUUUCUAUCUUAAGUGUUAUGUGUUUUUCUCUCCCUCGUUUUAUAUAUUCUUUAAUUAUGUUUCUCAAAAAUAAAAUUCUAUAUUUCUA